CACCCCUAUUCGUUGGUAUAAUGAUCCAACAGGCAGCACAUGUUGAGCCAUACUCCGUCGGGGAACCGCUUUGGUCGGUCAGAUAAUUUACGUGUUCAUUCGGUGACCAUGGGGCACGCUAUUUUAUUGACGAUACUUUUGCAUUUCGUUGUCCUCGCCGACUUCGUAAACUCGUCUCCCAGAAGAUCAGUCGAAAAAGGACAAGCUGAGGCUAGAUUGAGUGGUUCUGGUCCUCAACACGACUCGAGCCAAGACCAGGUUACCGAGGAAAUGGAUAGUAUCAAACAUAUUACUGGUUCUCUACGGACAAAAUCAUACUUGGAUGAAAAAAGAACUUUAAAUGUGGAUAAUACUACAGAUUCAACAAAAAGUACUAGUGUUAACAAAACAGAAGAUUACACACCAAUUGUGACUUUAAUUGAUUUAGACGUGAACAACGACACCAAUCUCAACUCAACAGAAUCGGAAUUGGCAUAUAAUGAUUCUAUUGGAAAACGAACAAAACCAGGUGUUAUCGUACCUGCUCAUACGAAUCCCCUAACUGCGGCGGACUUGAUGAAACUCCAAGAACAGGAGCACAUCGAGAAUAUAAAGCGCCGCGUUCUGGAAAAACUACGACUUGACGCCCCUCCUAAACUUCACGGUCCACGACCCGCGUUGCCCUUCAAAUACCUACACCACCAGUACAUGAGUGAUGGAUUGGACACGAGAAGGAGGCAACGGACACACCCGAACUUUUACUCCCGGAAAAAACAAGUUCUCGUUAUGGGGUCGGACGUAACGUCCGAAUGCAUGAACAAGAAAGGCACAGGAUGUUAUCACUUUGACGUGGAGGGAAAGGUGAAUCCCAAGGACGUAUUUUCAGCCGAGAUUUGGAUCUACAAGCUUUUCCAUCAUCAGGACCCCCAUAUCCAAACAUUUAUCAUGUCAGAACUGAAACAGGACCAAAAGGGCAGGCGCCGCCCCAAAAACAUGGUCAACAGACUUGAGACACGUAUCAAAUACGGCUGGCUGAAGAUAGGGGUGAAAAAGUCGGUCAUACGCUGGCUUCAGAAGCCACGUCAAAAUGAUGGCAUCUCCAUUCUUUGUAGAAGCUGUAUACGAAAAAAUCCAAGGACAAUAUAUAGUUUUAAAAAUGACACGAGGCCCUUCUUGGUGAUAACAACUAAGAAAGGAAACCAUUUCCGGCAUGGACGAAGCACACCAAGAGAGUGUACAGAGAGUUCCACGGAGUGCUGUAUGAAGCCCCUCACCAUCAACUUCCAAGAUAUCGGCUGGGACAGCAUUGUAAGCCCGGUUUCGUUCCAGGCCAACUACUGUUACGGCUCAUGCGAAGCUCAACAUCAAGCCCACUACAACCACACCCAGAUGAUACAGGAUCAUCGGUGGAACCAGAACGAAUGGAAUAUGAUGAGGCAGCUGACCCCAUGCUGUGCCCCGAUCUCAUAUAGCUCGCUGUCCAUCAUGUAUGUCGACAACAAUGACUUACAGGUUCACUUCGUCCCCAAUCUGGUGGCCACAGCAUGUGGCUGUGUGUAAAUGACAUCAAUGAGUGGUGGACAUGGUGUUUUGUUAAAUUUAGUCGUCCCAUCAUGUAGUGGCCUCGGUAUGUAGUGGCCCUCGUGUGGCGGUGUGUCCUGUACAGAGUGUGUUGCUGAAUGUAGUAGCCUAAGUGUGGCGGUGUGCCGUGUACAUCGUAUGUUGCUGAAUGUAUUGGUUUCGGUGUGACUGUGUAAACUGGACAUGCUUAGUUCCUGUAUGUAGUGGCCCCAGUGUAGAUGUGUGUCCUGUACACGGUGUGUUGUUGUAUGUAGUGGCCCCAGUGUAGAUGUGUGUCCUGUACACGGUGUGUUGUAUGUAGUGGCCCCAGUGUAGAUGUGUGUCCUGUACACGGUGUGUUGUUGUAUGUAGUGGCCCCAGUGUAGAUGUGUGUCCUGUACACGGUGUGUUGCUGUAUGUAGUGGCCCCAGUGUAGAUGUGUGUCCUGUACACGGUGUGUUGCUGUAUGUAGUGGCCCCAGUGUAGAUGUGUGUCCUGUACACGGUGUGUUGUUGUAUGUAGUGGCCCCAGUGUAGAUGUGUGUCCUGUACACGGUGUGUUGUUGUAUGUAGUGGCCCCAGUGUAGAUGUGUGUCCUGUACACGGUGUGUUGCUGUAUGUAGUGGCCCCAGUGUAGAUGUGUGUCCUGUAUACGGUAUGUUGCUGAAUAUGGUGACUUCAAAGUGUUUGUGUGUCUUGUACACGGUGUGUUGCUGUAUGUAGCGGCUUGAAAGUGUCUGUGUGUCUUGUACACGGUGUGUUGCUGUAUGUAGCGGCUUGAAAGUGGCUGUGUGUCUUGUAUACGGUGUGUUGCUGUAUGUAGCGGCUUGAAAGUGUUUGUGUGUCUUCUAUACAGUGUGUUGCUGAAUAUAGCGGCUUCAGUGUUGCUGUGUUCUGAGCUUGGUUUUGUUUAUGUAUGUAGCGGCCUCAGUGUGAAUGUUCUAGGCGCGGUUUGUCCCUGUAUGCAGUGGGCUCAGUGUGGCUGUGCGUUGUGGACACUGUAUAUUCCUGUAUGUAAUGGCCUCAGUGUGGCUGUGAGUUGUGGACCGCCGUUUGUGGCAGUGUUCGUGUCCAUGACAGUGUAUGUGACUUCGGCGUGUGAUUAUGUAUGACCACUAUAUGGAUGUGUGUAGCGAUCUCUGUUUUUAGUAGGUUUUGUGAAGGUGAAUGUGAUGUUUGAAGACAAAGGUUUAUGUGUAAAGGCAUAUACUUACACUCGUGUCUGUAAGAGACCAUUGCAUAUUUCAGUAAAACGAGUUUUAUUAUUUUCACCAUGAAGAUUUUUACGCGGAUAUACGCGUGACGCCACCGUCGAGGCGGGAUUUCCCCACACCCAUUUUUAUACGGUUACUUGUUGCUAUGAUAAACAGCUCGAUUGGACGUUUGUAUUCUUUCGGAGCAAUGCUACAACUACAUUCCUACAGUGUUUGAUAUCAAUAGGGCAAUGAGACUUUACUUUGUAUGGUCCGGCGCUGGAGUCCCUGUAAGGAUUUCAACAAAGUAGGGUCACUAGCGAGACACUAUGCUAGCAUUAUAAGGUGCGUUUAGAUAAAUAACCUUGACCCAUUUCUGAAAAACCCAAGACCUAAGGUAAUAUUCUUACUUACAUUAUACUAAGAUUUAAGUUUAUUUAUUCAAUAAUUGGUUUUAACCUUUCAAAUUACUGUGCCUAAAUAGUUCAAAGCAUCUAAGCAAAUUUUGUAUAUCAAAGACGACAGGCCAUGACCCGAGCAUGUUAGAUUAAUUUGCUCUGCAGCUUUGGGAUUAAACAUUAUUGGCUUUUUCAAAACAAUUAAAUAACGCACACAUUUUGUUAAUAGCAAACUUGUAAAUAGGGUUGUCGAUGUUACAACUAUCAUUGGUCUGAAUUGACCAGGGUUUACUUUAUUAAACAUUUCAGAUCAAUAGACAUUGUUUAAAUAUUUCUUAUAUUGAAGACAUAGAAUAGAAUGUGACACAUGAAAAACCCGCGUGAACGAUACAGGUCAAUUGGGACUCUUGUAUAAACGGUUCGUGUAAUUGAAUCACGCGGGAAAAUAUUGUAGAUAACGUAGGCCACCAUAUAACUGUUGAUUAGGAUAAAGAUUGACGAUUAAAUGGCUAUUGUAUUAAUUCAUUGAUGUUUCAGAUGUCAAAAACACAUGCACGAUAUUAGCAGCUUUCAAUACGAGUUAGAUACAGAAGAUACAAAAAUGUAUUAAACGCCAACAUACAGCUGUUUCGUUUUUCUAGGAAAUAUCAGUGAUGCUUAGGACAUCAGUUAUUGAUACAAUGUAAUUGAUUGAUAAAAAAGAAUGACGUAAUUGACGAGUUAUUUCACAUAAAUUUAUGUAAUACAGUAAACUAUUUCGUGAAAUAAUUACAUGUACAUGUACAUGAACAUAACAUCGAGAUUGGGCACAUCUGUGUACAUGAAGUUAAAAGUAGACUUGUAUUAGUGUAGAGUAAGAUAUCAAUGCAUUGUCGUUAUAUCAUAUCUGUCAAGGAAAAAUGGCGAUCUCCAGUUUGUAAUCCAGUAACCGACAAAGUUUUAACGAUAAAACACACAUCUGACAAAAUCUCCAGUUUUAGACUAAAAUUUUGCAAUGGAGAUUGAGCAGGACACUUGACAGGUAUGAAUACAUGUUUUGUAACUUACCUUCUUAAUUGUAAUCAGUCGAUUUUGUGACGUCGUAUCUAAAAUAAAAAGGCGCAUUUUUUAAAUUUGGUUUUGUUUUAUGAUGACAAUAACGUCGUGUCUGCUUCCAUUAGAAAUCUUACCUCAUUAAUUCGUGAAGUUGAAGAAAUCUUAAUCAAAGAUUUCAAUAUUUACGUUUUUACAAGCACAAUCAAUGCAUACAUGUUAUCUCUAUAUGUAGCUUGAAUCAUAUCAUGUAACUAUCAAUGCAAUUUGUUCAAUAAACCAUAUCGUGUCUGAUA
Molecule: messenger RNA, 4457 nt
Organism: Pecten maximus
Lineage: Eukaryota; Metazoa; Mollusca; Bivalvia; Pectinida; Pectinidae
Product: growth/differentiation factor 8-like
Exons: 3
Coding region: 40-1539 (499 amino acids)
Biological process (GO): SMAD protein signal transduction
Cellular component (GO): extracellular region
Molecular function (GO): cytokine activity; growth factor activity
Source: RefSeq, a predicted model, not a curated record